GCCUCAGGAAAGCGGCUGUAACUUCGUUAGGACUUUUACUUAAAGUUUGGCACAGCCCACAGGCAGUUGAAAAGAUGAACGAAGACGACAAAAGUUCAUUAAAUAUUCUUAUUAAUUCUACUCUGGCCAACAUGUCUGCCAGUGCCAGAACUGAUUCUGAUCCUCUCGUUACCGUGGCAACGCUUGAGAGCAUAGAGCUAGUUCUUAAAAGUCUGAGAGGACGAGAGUUUCCAAUUGAAGGGAAAGUAUGGGCCAGCCUACUGGUCACCAUUGAUGAUAUACUUAAUAAUAAAGCGGAGUGUCAAGAAGAGGAUUGCUAUGAUGGAGGUGACAGUGGGUCUCUGUUCACUGGGGAUACCACUGAGAUUGAGGGACUCUUGUUUGAAUCUGCCGGCUCUUUAUUAGGACCUCUGGCAGCUGUUGUGGGCGGAGCUAAAAUACUAUCAUCAAUAAAGCCAAUGAUGACUUUGUUGAUUAAGAAAAUGAUGACAUGUAAAACAGUAGCCAAUCACUCGUUUGUAAUGGGUACAUUAGCUGAGAUUGUUGAGGGGUGUGGUCAGGCUAUAUCGCCCCUAGCAACCGACCUAUAUCCUUUAUUCAUGAGAGGAUUGUCUGAUAAAAGUGAUGAGGUCUCCAGCAACAGUGUCUAUGGAAUAGGAACUCUAGCAGGAGCGGCUGUUGCUCAAAUCUCGUGGUACAUGUAGUCUGUCUUCA
Molecule: messenger RNA, 714 nt
Organism: Amphimedon queenslandica
Lineage: Eukaryota; Metazoa; Porifera; Demospongiae; Haplosclerida; Niphatidae
Product: importin-4-like
Exons: 5
Coding region: 75-704 (209 amino acids)
Source: RefSeq, a predicted model, not a curated record